UCUGAAGCCUAAUUAAAAGACAAUUAAUUCGAAAGAGCAUGUCCAAAUUCCAGGCCGGUUUUUAAGUCUUGUUCGUCGAGCAAUAGGAGGACAUAAUCGGCGGGGUUAGCUUUUGCCACCAAUUUCUCUUGUUUUGCUGUGAUUCCUACUCCGGUAAUUCAACUUCUUCAUCACGAAAUUCAGAAGACUAUAAAGAGUUGAAGAUAUGGAUGGUGAAAUCGACCAUUAUGUUGUUUUGGGCUUGCCAUCUGGUGAAGAAGGUGCCAAGCUUUCGGAGAAAGAAAUUACAAAAGCUUACAGACUGAAGGCCUUGGAAUUGCACCCAGAUAAGAGACCUGAUGACCCUAAUGCGCAUGACAAUUUUCAAAAGCUUACGACAUCAUAUGCGAUCCUAAAGGAUGAAAAAGCUAGAAAGUUGUUUGAUGAUCUGCUUCGGGUGAAACGAGAAAAGUUUCAACGCCAGUCACAACAGGACUCCAAGCGCCGGAAGAUGAUGUCAGAUCUCGAAGAAAGAGAGCGAUAUGCUUUUGCUCCUGACCCCAGCUCGAGAGCUCGAGAAGAGGAAGAGAGAAUUGCUAGGAAGCUUAAGGAAGAGAUUGCUAGAAUUCGUACAAUGCAUAGUAACAAAGGAUCUGCUACUACAACUCCUUCAACGAAAGAUACCAAUGCAAGGGGAAAAAGUAAUAUGGAUGAUGGUGGUAGCGGGUUAAACAAGGAAAAGGUUCUUAAGGUUUCAUGGGAGAAGACCGGCGAAGACUAUACAGCUCAAAGACUCAGGGAAAUUUUUGCGGAGUUUGGUGUGGUGGAAGAUGUAGUCAUCAAGAGUUCCAAGAAGAAAGGGUCUGCCCUUGUUGUAAUGGGGUCUAAAGAUGCAGCUGAUGCUGCUACUGGGAAUGUCUUGGGGGAUCUCUCAAAUCCUCUUCUAGUGUUGCCUCUUCAACCAGCUUCGUCACCAGUUAACUUUGGUGUAGAGGCUAAUACAGAAUCCGAUGUUCCGAAACUGAGUAAUCUUGUUGGUGCUGGAUAUCAGGCUUUUGAAGAAUCAGUACUGGACAAGUUGAAAAAGGCUGCGCAGAGGCAAAAGUAAUGUGUUAAAGAAGAAGUAUCUUUUCGAUUUUGAAGAAGAGUCUGUUACUCCUCUUUCUAAUAAAACAUUUAACCUCACUAUAAAGGGAUAUUGGUUUCGGCAUGUGAUUGCAAUUCUAUGAGACGGGACGACCUCGUGAUUUCUAUCGUACAUCAACAAAGUGCCUCAACUUCUUGUGAAGAUAAAGCAGGUUGCAUGUAGUUCCUGUUAAACGCACCUGUUCACCUUAUGAACCGUUCUUGUUGCUGUGGUGUCUGUGGAUUAAAGAAAAAUAUGCAAAUUUUAUAGCUGUAACUGUUAUAGUUAACUUAUUUUUAUUUAAAUUUGGUUGUAAAAUGCUAGCUUUUAGCCAUGCAUGGACAGUAACAGUAGUUGGGUUUACAGAUCACA
This is a messenger RNA of Olea europaea var. sylvestris, 1477 nucleotides long. Its product is annotated as dnaJ homolog subfamily C member 17-like. The transcript has 4 exons. The record is from RefSeq and is a predicted model, not a curated record. Lineage: Eukaryota; Viridiplantae; Streptophyta; Magnoliopsida; Lamiales; Oleaceae. Bases 206 to 1087 code for a protein of 293 amino acids. Gene Ontology annotation, molecular function: RNA binding.